This is a messenger RNA of Trypanosoma grayi, 1257 nucleotides long. RefSeq lists its product as hypothetical. The record is from RefSeq and is a predicted model, not a curated record. The transcript has a single exon. Lineage: Eukaryota; Euglenozoa; Kinetoplastea; Trypanosomatida; Trypanosomatidae. Bases 1 to 1257 code for a protein of 418 amino acids.
AUGAGUGCUGAAGACAGCUCAACGGUGUCAACCUCCUCACUUUUAGAGGAACAGCACAUCAGCUCGGAUGACGGUCGAAGUAUCAAUGGUAGCGAGAACACCAAUGUCAACCGCGAAACAACGGAGAAUGACAAGGCCCAGCGCAGACUCUUUCGUGAAGAACAACGUCUUCACAGGAUAAAGGGCAGGUUGACCGAGGUGAGUUUAAGUGAUAUGUGCACUCUUCGGUGUGGACGGUACGAAUACUUCGUUGAGAACACGAUUGUAUGCAUUCGAGGUUCAUAUUCUCAGUUUGAUGCACGCGAAGGGAGAACGAAGAGUCUAAUGCCACCACAGACCCAUGACUGCUGCCAGACAUUUUCUACUGUUGCCGCUAUCAUCCUCUCCUCACUCGGCUUUGCAGUGACGAUGCAAGAGUGCAGCAACAUGUCUACGGUCAAUUAUUUCUUGUACAUUUCCGCCUGGUUGCACCAACUCUCCGCCCCUGCAUGGCCGCAGAAAAAGGCACGACCAACAAUUGGGGAUCUCAAUGCUUGUCUUCGGCUGCGCGAGUUCUUCCCUAGUCAGAUAAACGAGGGUGAGUUCGAAGUACUCUUUUACAAUCAGCAGGAGAGAGCGAAGGAACUCAUAGAUCACCUGUGUGGUCCCAUCAAGCGCGGUAGGGACUCUGAUGACGUUCGACCCGUGUGUGGCUAUGUGAUUGCCUCUGGGGACUACACUGUGUCCAUUUUCUCUCUGGCGCACGACGUGCGGAACCAGCCCAGUACGCGCUACAGAGAGGCGUGGAGUCUGUACAUCUGUGACUCUCACGGCACACAGCCGUGGUCAGACGGCAAGGCGUGUCUGACUGGCAUUACCCUCGCGGUACCAAGGGCAGGCUGCAGAGCUGGCAGUGGGGUUGUGGAGAAAGAAGAGGGCCUGCGAUACUUCACCCUGAUACUCUUUGCACUCCUCGAGGACCAUCGAAAAAAGUCAACGAGCACGAAGCACAUCCCGUACAUGACAUGGUCGCCCAUCAGGCGUAAGAGAGUGACUGUGAAUACGGCCCAAGAGAUCAAGACGAUUAUUGAUGAAAACUGGAUUCCUUCACUGAUGAAAAAUGAAGUGAUUGCCCGAGAGGCGAGAAGGUACAAGUUUACUCCGAUGCAGUGCUUCAUGGGCGUUCCGGCCGCGAAGGCUGAAACUGCAAACACUGCAGAUGCGCCGCGUCCAGCCGUUGUUUUGCGCGACCAAACGACCGGCCCGCCCUGUGGGUGA